Ascochyta rabiei is the source of this 1314-nucleotide messenger RNA. RefSeq lists its product as uncharacterized. Gene Ontology annotation, biological process: lipid metabolic process. NCBI's taxonomy places the organism in Eukaryota, Fungi, Ascomycota, Dothideomycetes, Pleosporales, Didymellaceae. The record is from RefSeq and is a predicted model, not a curated record. The transcript has 2 exons. Gene Ontology annotation, molecular function: phosphoric diester hydrolase activity. Bases 1 to 1314 code for a protein of 437 amino acids.
AUGAUUUCCCCUACGAUACCUCUAUUGCUCUGGAGCGCUUUUUCGCUGUGUACAUCGGCACAGCUAUCAUCAAUUCUUUCAUCGCUCUCCCUCACGCCAGUGCCUAGCAGUCUUGUGACCGAGCUGACCCCCGCAUCCUCAUCCUCUCUUCUAUCCUUCGCAUCCCUAUCUGUAUCACGAAAUGCGAGUUCUGUGGCAACAUCUUCAGCUACAUCAGAAGCGGUGAUUGGCAUAACAGGCAUUGCUCCAUCUGCAUCAGGAAACGCCACUGCGACAAGCUCUACCACAGCUCUCCCACGCCCUACGCAAAACACAACACCUUGCAAUGGAUACCCAGAGUUCUGCAGUCGACGAUUCUCCAAUAUUUCCAUGGUGGUGGCUCACAAUAGUCCGUUCGUGAGGGCCCAUAAUGCUGCCAGUAACCAAGCCUUGGAGGUUGUGACGCAGCUCAAUGAUGGCAUUCGAGGGUUACAAUUCGAAACGCACAAGCCCAACGCUUCAUCCCCCAUUCGCCUCUGUCACACUUCAUGCGAUCUUCUCGAUGUCGGAACCCUUCAAUCAUACCUCACAAUCGUCAAAGGCUGGCUCGACGACCACCCAUACGAGGUCAUCUCAAUCACCAUGGGCAACAACAAUGGCCAAAGCAUCCGCAAUCCUGCCACAGACUAUGUUGAGCCUUUCCAGAACUCGGGCAUCAUAGAAUACGUGUGGACACCGCCCGCCAGAAGCCUGAACCUGACCGAUUGGCCUACGUUGUCCGAAAUGAUCCUCAAGAACAAUCGAGUAGUCGUGAUGAUCGACUACAACGCCGACCAAGAUGCCGUACCCUGGCUUCUAAGCGAGUUUGACUACCAAUGGGAGACUCCUUUCUCGCCCACCGACCCUUCGUUCCCCUGCACUCAGCAGCGCCCCCCAAACCAGGCCGAGGACGUCUCUCGCAAUCGCAUGUUCAUGCUGAACCACAACCUAAAUGUCGACCUCUCCAUCGGAGGUAUCAACAUUCUUGUGCCAGCAUAUGGCCUCUUGGAUCAAGUCAAUGCUGAGUCCGGAAACAGCAGUCUGGGUCUCAAUGUUCAGGGCUGCGAAGAAAUGUGGGGGCGUCCACCGAACUGGCUGCUUGUCGAUUACUACAAUUUUGGCAACUUUAAUGGAUCUGUCUUUGAAGUUGCGGCGAACGCCAACGGCGUCUCGUACAAUCGCGAUUCGUGCUGUGGAUCGUUGCGCAGUACGAGCGGUUGGAGCAGGUUCGGUGUAGCUGAUUCAUGGCUUUUGUCAAUCGUUGGCGUUGUGGCUGUAAUGGUGAUGCGUUUGUGA